This is a messenger RNA of Triticum urartu, 1036 nucleotides long. RefSeq lists its product as uncharacterized. NCBI's taxonomy places the organism in Eukaryota, Viridiplantae, Streptophyta, Magnoliopsida, Poales, Poaceae. The record is from RefSeq and is a predicted model, not a curated record.
GCCGGAACGGCUCUUCUUUAUCCUCUCGCCGAGCAACCGACGCCGUCCACUCCGGCUUCGCCAGUUCGCCUCCUUCGCCGUCGCCAUGGCCGACGCUAAAUCCCAAGGCCGAGCACCGACUACCGCUCCCGCUCCCGCUCCCGCUCCCACAUGGGCGCAACGGACCGAGGCCCUGACACACAUCCUGACCCACCCGUCCCACUCGCCGUCGCUCCACUCGCAGCUCUUCCUCGCGUCCCGCGUCCCGUGCCCACCUCGGGGCUCCUCCUACCCGCCUUUCCUCUGCCCCGGCGCGUCGCUCCUCCGGUGGGCCCUCACCUCCGUCUUCCUGCCCCGCGCCGCGCGCCUUGGCCUGCCGCCUUCGUCCUGGCGCUCCCGGUGCCCCUUCCAGCUCCCGCCGCCGCUCGUGCCCUCCGCCGGCAUCGAGCCGGCACCGGAGCGGUGGACCGAGGCCGAGCUCCGGGGGUACGCGCAGCGGCGGCGGGCUCGGAGGGGGCCCAUGAGGACGCGGCCGCCGGUGUCCAUGGCGGGGGUGGUGCUGACGACCGUGCCCAACAUCGUGAUCAUCGUGGUCAUCAUGCGCGAGCUCUUCUGGGUCCGGCCUGGCCGCUUCUGAGCCAUUCAGGAUCAGGAGGCACAUGGAUCUCAACUGCUCCAUCAAGCACCUGGGUCAUCUUAUGCAUUUUAGGGCGUGUCGCUUGCUCCUGUCAUUGCAGUAGUUGGAGUUCCCUGGUUCGAUCACUUGCCAUACUCAACCUAUUUACAGGUUGACUCCACACACCGCAGUGCCACUGCCACAAACAGCUGGACCCUCUUCAUGUCAAGGGAAGCUGCCUUGUCUUCCAGCACCAGAAGAUUGAUAUAUCCAGCCCAGUCCGUUAGAAUUGCUCUAUCCUCAUGAGAUAUUUCUUGUUCAACAUUUUACCUGCAAGAUAUGAGCUCCAAAAAGGGUAGAUGAGGGGAAGGUUUACAAGGAUAGAGCGUCCAUGGAGCAAAAGAGGUCCCAAGGACCCAAUAAUAUGUCUUGUCUUUCUUC